AUUCUCUCUGCUUCUGCCAUAUCUUCUGCAGUAAUUUCAUCAUUCAGUACCUUGGAAUCUGCGAUCCAGUCGAUGCCCUCGCUCUAUUCAGAGCAGGAGAACUUAUCAGAUCUUGACAUCAUCGUUAAUAUGAUGGAAACAACUAAUUGUGGUGGAGAACAGAGUUUCCUGGACAAUGAGGAGAACAUUAGCUUCCUCCGUGCCCUCUCUGCUAGUUGCUUGGCUGCGCAGAAAAAUGGCAAGGACACCUUGGAUCUCCCAUACACUAAGAAUGAGUUGGUGGAAGCUCUUCUGAUGGUGAUGGAGACGCUGCCUGUUCACUCUGUGCCAUCGUUCCUCCUGUCCUGCUCAAUGCUCACGGUCUACAACCUCAGCAAAAUGAAGCCCCCAUUUGAUCCUGAUCAAUUGUCUGGUAUCUUGCGGCUGGCUCUCCAUGGCAUUUUUAACAUGGAAACAGAUUUGGAAAAUCCUCACAGCCAGGCUCUCUACCAAUCGUCUGCAGACACAAUGGAGACCAUGCUGAAGAGUUUGCUGUCUGAGGUUCCAACUACAAGCCACCUGCUGUUUAUGCUGGAGCACAUCAACUUCUGGAUUCAUUCCCACAAUCCCCAAGAGAGGUCCAGGUCUGUCCUCUGCAGUACCACUGUGUUGCGACAUGCUCUUCUGCUGCCAGAGUUCAACAAGUCCAGUGAGCUUCCUGCCUUGGGACACCAUGUGGCACAGUUUGGAAUCUGUAUCACAGAUACGAUGGAAGGGGUGAGCAACCAGGCCAGGUUGACCAUCAGCUGCCUUUAUGAGCUGCUGCUCCAUCAGAUGGGGCUGAGCGUGAGUGAGGCUGAAGAACUGUGGUGCCACAAUUACGAAGACCAGAAAAUGCUGGCUUACAUGGAUUCCUGCAGGGUGGGUGAGGUGUUCGGAAACAUCUUCACAGAAGAUCAGAAGAGAACCUUUCUGGAGACAUCUUUGCUGGCCAUUUAUAAUCCUGAGCUAAGGAUAAGAGAGGCUGGGAUCCUCCUAUUGUUUUCCCACCUGGGGAAGGCCAAUGAGAUAAUGGGGGAUAAGGCAGAAGACAUAGCGGACAAGAUCUUUGAGCAGAUCCACAAGCUUCAGAUACUCAGAGAGGUGCCAGAAGCAUUGCAAGGCUUCUUUUCCAAGUAG
Messenger RNA from Zootoca vivipara (common lizard), 1158 nucleotides. Lineage: Eukaryota; Metazoa; Chordata; Lepidosauria; Squamata; Lacertidae. The record is from RefSeq and is a predicted model, not a curated record.